Molecule: messenger RNA, 3093 nt
Organism: Ogataea philodendri
Lineage: Eukaryota; Fungi; Ascomycota; Pichiomycetes; Pichiales; Pichiaceae
Exons: 1
Coding region: 1-3093 (1030 amino acids)
Biological process (GO): sister chromatid cohesion
Cellular component (GO): nucleus; chromatin; cohesin complex
Molecular function (GO): protein binding; chromatin binding
Source: RefSeq, a predicted model, not a curated record
AUGUCAACAAGAAGAUCGUCCAGACUUCAAAAUCAGCCGGACAAGUCCCACAACUACUCCGUAGACCUCUCGGAGAGCGAGGGCAACGACUCAGACCAGUCGGAACACGAAUACCAGCCAACUAAACGUGGUUCUCGUAAACCCACCAAAUCACAACGCGCUCCAAAAAGACGCAAAACCGUGCCCAACAACAUCGACCAGCUGGAAAACUUCCAGGAAAACUAUCUGUUCGAGGCCUUGAGCAAUGCAGAGUCCGCAGUCGCCGAGCUUGCAGCCUCUUGGCUCGACCAGUUCCAAGAAGACAAGUACGACGCGAUCAAAGAUAUGGUCAACCUUGUGUUGAGAUCCUGUGGGUGUGUGACUCUUGUUGCCCAACACGACGUUGUCAACGCAGACUCCUCCAAGGAAACUAUCGCCGAGAUCCAGGCAAUGUUCGAAAAGCAAGUCUCCCACGAAUACCCAUUGGGUCUUGCCUCCAACUCGAAAAACCCAAACUGGAAAGACUACAAAAAGAGAUGUCUGGAGUUUAUUGACCAGGUGCUGGUUACUGCGAACGAACAAGGAGUCAUUUUUGAGGACGAAGAGCUGAUCGAGCUGCUGCUCACCUGGUUCGGUGCCAUCACCACGUCCAAUGCCAGACCAUUGCGUUACUCUGCCACCGUUCUGUGUUUACAAAUGGAAACCACUCUGUGUUCUUUGAUGGCACAGAUUUCCAACUCCAUCAGCAGAACUCAAAGACAGCUCAACAACGAACAGCGCAACAUCGACUCAUUGGCCAAAAAAGCGCGCUCAGAGGCCAAACUUGCCGCUGCCAAAGAACGUGCUUCGCAGAUCGAGCAGAACGUCCAGCUAUACAUGGAACACAAAAACUAUCUGGAAACUUUUCUCCAGGAUAUCUUCAACACAACAUUUGCUCACAGAUAUAGAGACACCGACUCGCAAAUCCGCCAGGAGUGUGUCAGACAGCUUAGCAACUGGAUCGACCAGUAUCCGGAGUUCUUCUUUGAAAGUGUGUAUAUCCGGUACUUGGGAUGGCUGAUGACCGACCAGGAGUCUGCUGUUCGUAACGAGGUUCUUCGAGUGCUUUUGAAAUUGUACCAGAGCCACUCUGCUGCCACGGCGUUGCGCCAGUUCACCAGCCAUUUCAAAGAUAAGUUGAUGGAAAUUGCGUUCUACGAGACAGACUUGAAGGUGAGAUCAAGCUGUAUUCAAGUUCUUACAGAGAUCACACGGAUGGGUUUCUUGGAGACCGAGGAGGUGGUCAAACUGUCCAGUCUGAUCUUUGUCGAUAACGAGGAUUCUCUGUUCCCAAAGAGCAAAUCUGCUGGAAGAUUGUACAAAGAGUUAUCCAAGCUGAUUGCGGUUGCAGAGUCCGAAACGUUCACUCAGUAUCUGGAAUCGAAUGGAGCCACAGUGGACAAAGUUGACGAGUCUAUGGAUCUCGACGUGAAACAGUUGCUCAAGUUCCACGGUCUUUCUCAGCUACUUGUGGAGGCUGAAGCUUACUAUGUUGAGAAUAUUCUCUCUUCCCAACCAAAGAAAUCUUCUGAUAACGCCCGUGCAGCCAAACUGUCCAAUAUCUCGCAAAACCUGUAUGCUGUUCCGCGGUACCAUGGUAAUAGCUCUUUGGAAGUCCUGUGCAACUAUUUAACCCUGGACGUGUCUUCAAACCCAGAGCUGGACAAGAUCAAGGAAAAUAUUGAGCUUUCAUACGUACAGACAGAAUUUGUCCUCAGUUUGGUCACGGCUGCCACCACUAUCUAUUGCGAGGCAGAAGCCAACGAGUUCCAUUUGCAAAUAUUCCCUAAGAAACAGGAAGACGCUACUGGCGAAAAGACUUUGAUUCUCGGCAAGCUUGUUGCCCAGCUGUCUGGACUGUUUGAGCUGUGCAAGAAAUCACAUUUGUCGGCGUUCCUGGCUCUUUUCAACCAGAUCACUAAACACAACAUUUGCGAGACCCUGGAUCAGACGGAAACAGAAACCAAGAUCAGCAAACAGUUGAUCAAGUCGUUCAGAGAGUCGUCGUUGCAGUCGUUCAGCCCUGACUCUUCAGACUACUACAACUCCACCAAUUACCAGUUCUUCCAGUUUUUCCAGUACUUCAAGCUGGACAUCAUGGAGAUUUCGUUGGAGUUCGACAAGAUUCUUAAGGAACUCGGCAAGGAGCUGUCUUUGGGUUUGAAGAACGUCGAUUACGCGCAGACCUCUGCCACUUUAAACAAAUUAAUGCUACUUAAGGCUCCAGCUACCAAAUUCAGACUUCUGACCGAACUUGGUCUACAGAUCGACCAUAUCUGCUCUUCGCUGGGCUCACUUCCGAUUUCCGAAGAAUUAAACGACCUCACUGCCUCAAACAGACUCGUCGAGUACUUCUCGUGCAUUCUGUUCUUCGUUUCUGAGAACCUCGAGAUCCUCACCAACAAGCUGAAGGUGGACCCCGACACCGACGCGUUGGACGAGCUGCACCACCAUCUGCUGGUUCUUGCUCCAAUCAAGCGCGUUCUGGUGGAGCUUGUUGGAAAAGACUCGCUGGACAUUGCGUUCUGGUACGAGGUCACCAGCGUGUAUCUGGACGUGUUCACCACGCUGAAUGUGCUGAAAUACUACGUUGGGUCGCACAGAGACGUGCUGGAACACUUCUUCGACACAGAAAUGGCCGUCGAGCCUCUGUCUGGGACACAGGAACACCUGCUACGUCUGUUCUUGGUGCUGGAAGCCGAGGUCGCUCUGGAGAAAGACGUCCAAUUGGACCGCACCGAGUCCGAAGACGUUGCGUUUGAAAGACUCAAAUUGCCCGACGCGGAACGCAAACUGUGCACUCUAACAGCAAAACUCGUCCUGCUGGACAAAACCGUCGGUUUGCAGUCGUUCUUAAUGUCUCGAGUCAAACUGAACCGGGCGGUGCUGGGAGACCUGUUCAACCAGGUGUUGGACUACCAGCAGCCAGAGAUCAAAGAAGAGACAGAAACACCGCACGAAAAGUCCCGCACUCAAUCGCCCGCUCCGCAGCAAGAACAAUCGGACCAGUUCUUGCACACCAACACGUCUGUGCCGGACCUGCUGCCCGAGCCGUUGCCCGACCUUGUGUUGUAA